Messenger RNA from Pyricularia pennisetigena, 1533 nucleotides. RefSeq lists its product as uncharacterized. Gene Ontology annotation, molecular function: ribokinase activity. Lineage: Eukaryota; Fungi; Ascomycota; Sordariomycetes; Magnaporthales; Pyriculariaceae. Bases 1 to 1533 code for a protein of 510 amino acids. The record is from RefSeq and is a predicted model, not a curated record. Gene Ontology annotation, biological process: D-ribose metabolic process. The transcript is spliced from 4 exons.
AUGACCCAAACGCCAUUAAUUACCGUCCUGGGCUCCCUGAACAUCGACCUGGUGUCGUAUGUGCCCCACCAUCCCCUCCCGGGCGAGACCCUCACGGCAAACUCGUUCGCCGUCUCCCCGGGCGGCAAGGGUGCCAACCAGGCCAUCGCCUGUGCCAAGCUCUCCAGGCCGCAGAACGACAAGACGGCGGCGACGGCCAACGUGCGCAUGGUGGGCGCCGUCGGCGCGGACUCGUACGGCAGCCUGCUGCGCAACAACCUCGAGGGCCACGGCGUCGACGUGUCCGGCGUGGUGGUGCGGGCGGAUCCGGCAAAGACGGGCCUGGCCAUCAUCGUGGUCGACGAGCCGACGGGUCAGAACCGCAUCAUCCUCAGCCCGGAGAGCAACCACGACCUGGACAAGGCCGUCGCCAUCGAGGCUGCGCUUAAGGACAAGCCUGACCUGCUCAUCAUGCAGCUCGAGGUCCCCAUCCCCGUGGUCCUGGAGGCGAUGCAGGCUGCGCGGACUGCCGGGGUCCCCGUGCUGCUGAACCCGGCCCCCGCGGUCGAGCUGCCGGCGUCGGCGUUUGAGGGCCUCGACCACCUCGUCGUCAACGAGACGGAGGCGGCAGUGCUUGGGCGCGUGGCCGAGUCGGUCCUGGACACGGAGGAAGGGCUGCGGUCGGUGGCGGAUGGGUUCGUGCGGGCGGGCGUGCGAAACGUGGUCAUCACCCUCGGAGGCAGAGGAGUCUACUUCCUCCAAGGGUGGACGGGCAAGGCGGCGCUGGUGCCGGCGCUCAAGGCGACCGUCGUGGACACCACGGCGGCGGGCGACACGUUUGUCGGCAUGUAUGCGCUGGCUGCCGUUGCGGCAUCCAAGGCGGGCGUCGAGUUCGACGCGGAGGCUGCGGUCAGGACUGCCAACAGGGCGGCUGCCAAGACGGUGGAGAGGAAGGGUGCACAGGAUUCUAUCCCAUGGAGGGAUGAGCAGCUUCGCAAACUCCUCGUCCGACUCGACAGCCCUGACCCUGUUAGCCACAUAGACGCCGCAGCGCUUGCAAAAGUACUGCUCUCCGAGUUUCGCCCCGGCCUCGCCAUACAUAGAGAACUUGUCGCUAGACCAUUCCGGGCUGAUAGUGACCUGCGACCGAUUCGAAUAGAUCCAGGUGACGCCACUGCGGUGGCACAGGGAGCAGUUGCACUCGCCGAUCGUGCCUUUGAACUUCUCGACCGGCUCCAUCUUGAGCUUGACCCGGAUAUCGCCACAGUGGCAGCUGCCAUGGUAGGUUUUGCUUUCGCCCUCUAUCUCAGCUGUGGGCUCUGCGAGGUCGGAGUCGUCAGGUGGGAUGUAGUCAGGCUUGUGUGCCUUGCCCGGGUCUCUGUGUUUCGAGGGUCAACAAAUACAUAUGCUGCAUUUGCAAAUCUCGACCUCCUUGAUCUCGGGAAUGGUCACCUCGAAGAUGAAAGCAGCGCAACGGCAGUUGCCCCUAUCACCAACGGGCCUGUUUAUCCUCAGCUCGGCUCGGAUGUCGGUGUACCAAAAUCUGCACCGUGA